AUGGCUGACUCGUAUGCAUUGGUGAAAGGGGGUAAAUUAAAUCUCAAGGGCCACAAACAUAAAAAAUCAAAGAAAGAAAAGCGUCACAAAAGGAAGCAUGAGGACGGAACCCCUUCUGCCUCCGAGAUCCAGGACAAAGACAAAAGCGACACAGCCAAACAUGGAGGUUGGUGGGAGAUCAAGAAGUUUGGUGAUAUCGCUGCAAACAUUGCUAUAGAAGUGGGAGAUCACAGAUACAUCACAGCUCUGGAUAAUGGAGAACUGACCCUAGGUCAACCCAGAAAUGAAGGAGAGGGACCAGACCCAACUGAAGUCUUUACAGUCAUCAAGGUCAAUGAAACAAAAAUCGCCCUGAAGUCCGGCUACGGCAAGUAUAUCGCCAUUGAAGCUGACGGAAGGGUAGUAGGAAGGUCAGAGGCCAUGAGCACUCGGGAACAGUUUGAGCCGGUUUUUCAGGAGGGAAAAGUGGCGCUGAAUGCAAGCAACAGCUGUUUUUUGUCGUGUGAUGACGACGGCGACAUCGUUUGUGUCAGUUCAAAAGCAGGACCUGGAGAAUUUGUUCGGCUUCGAACUUGUGCCGUCCGGGAGCGAGAUCCUCUAGAAGGUGUUCCUUUGGAGGAAAGGGGAUCAGUGAAAGAUGCUGAAGUCAAUUAUGUGAAGAAGUUCCAGAGUUUUCAAGACCGAAGACUCCGGGUCAGCGAAGUUGACAAAACAGAACUGAAGAAAGCAAAGAAAGAGGGUGACCUCCAUGAAGUGAUGUUGGACAGGCGAGAGAAGAUGAAAGCUGAUCGAUAUUGUAAAUAA
Messenger RNA from Candidula unifasciata, 804 nucleotides. NCBI's taxonomy places the organism in Eukaryota, Metazoa, Mollusca, Gastropoda, Stylommatophora, Geomitridae. The record is from the annotation of a GenBank genome assembly.